Molecule: messenger RNA, 4095 nt
Organism: Erigeron canadensis
Lineage: Eukaryota; Viridiplantae; Streptophyta; Magnoliopsida; Asterales; Asteraceae
Product: coatomer subunit alpha-1-like
Exons: 5
Coding region: 122-3766 (1214 amino acids)
Biological process (GO): intracellular protein transport; endoplasmic reticulum to Golgi vesicle-mediated transport; retrograde vesicle-mediated transport, Golgi to endoplasmic reticulum
Cellular component (GO): COPI vesicle coat
Molecular function (GO): structural molecule activity; protein binding
Source: RefSeq, a predicted model, not a curated record
AUCUCUCUUGAUUCCGUAGAUAUAUAUAUAAUAUAUUAUAUAUAUAUAUCACCUCAAUACAUCGAGAUUCAAGAAUCUGAGAUCAACUAGAUCUAUCAAAUUUAAGGAUUUGUUUGGAAUAAUGUUGACAAAAUUUGAGACAAAAAGUAAUAGAGUGAAGGGACUAAGUUUACAUUCGAAAAGACCAUGGAUUCUAGCAAGUUUACAUAGUGGUGUGAUACAGUUAUGGGAUUACAGAAUGGGGACAUUGAUUGAUAAGUUUGAUGAACAUGAUGGUCCUGUUCGUGGUGUCCAUUUUCACGUCAUGCAACCUUUGUUUGUGUCUGGAGGAGAUGAUUACAAGAUUAAGGUUUGGAACUACAAGUUGCACAGAUGUCUCUUCACUCUGCUCGGACAUCUUGAUUACAUCCGUACUGUGCAAUUUCAUCAUGAAUCUCCCUGGAUAGUGAGUGCAAGUGAUGAUCAGACUGUUAGAAUUUGGAACUGGCAGUCACGGACAUGUCUUUCUGUUUUAACUGGUCACAAUCAUUAUGUGAUGUGUGCAUCCUUCCACCCUAAAGAAGAUCUUGUGGUGUCAGCUUCACUUGACCAGACAGUUCGUGUUUGGGAUAUUGGAUCCCUAAGGAACAAAAAUCCAUCACCUGCUGAUGACCUGAUGAAUAAUUUAAGUCAGAUUAACUCUGAUCUUUUUGGUGGAAUUGAUGUUGUUGUGAAGUAUGUACUCGAAGGUCAUGAUCGAGGAGUCAACUGGGCCUCAUUUCAUCCCACAUUGCCUCUGAUUGUCUCAGGUGCUGAUGAUCGUCUGCUGAAGCUGUGGCGAAUGAACGACACGAAGGCUUGGGAAGUGGAUACAUUGAGAGGGCAUGUAAAUAAUGUAUCAUGCGUUAUGUUUCACACCAAACAAGAUAUAAUUGUUUCCAACUCGGAAGACAAAAGCAUUCGUGUUUGGGACGUGACAAAACGUACUGGUAUUCAUACUUUUCGAAGAGAACAUGAUCGAUUCUGGAUACUUGCAUGUCACCCGGAAAUGAAUCUUUUUGCAGCUGGACAUGACAGUGGGAUGGUUGUUUUUAAACUUGAAAGAGAAAGGCCCGCUUUCUCUGUAAGUGGUGAUUCUAUGUUCUAUGCUAAAGAUCGCUUCUUGAAAUAUUAUGAGUUCUCGACUCAGAAAGAAACACAAGUGAUGCCCAUCCGACGGGCAGGGUCGACAUCUUUGAAUCAGGGCCCACAAUCUCUUUCAUAUAGUCCUACAGAAAAUGCGGUUCUCGUAUGUUCAGAAGUUGAUGGUGGGUCUUAUGAGUUAUAUAUUGUACCCAAAGACAGUAUCAGCAGGGGCGAUACAGUCCAAGAUGCGAAGAAAGGACCUGGAGGGUCAGCAGUCUUUGUUGCCCGAAAUCGAUUUGCUGUGCUUGACAAAACCAGUAAUCAAGUGAUAGUCAAGAAUCUAAAGAACGAGACUGUUAAGAAAAGUGGACUUCCAAUUACUACAGAUUCUAUUUUCUAUGCUGGGACGGGUAAUUUACUAUGCCGGGCCGAAGAUAAAGUGGUUAUUUUUGAUCUUCAGCAACGAGUCGUUCUUGGUAGUCUUCAAACGCCUUUUGUCAAGUAUAUUGUCUGGUCAAAUGACAUGGAAACCGUGGCCUUACUGAGCAAGCAUGCCAUAGUUAUAGCUAGCAAGAAGCUUGACCACCUAUGCACUCUUCACGAGACAAUUCGUGUCAAGGGUGGUGCCUGGGAUGACAAUGGUGUUUUCAUCUAUACGACCCUGAAUCACAUCAAGUAUUGUCUUCCCAAUGGAGACAAUGGAAUAAUAAAGACCCUUGAUAUCCCUAUAUACAUCACAAAAGUUUCAGGGAAUAAAAUAUUCUGCUUGGAUCGGGAUGGAAAGAGCAAAGUUAUAGUUAUCGAUGCAACAGAAUAUAUAUUUAAAUUGUCGUUACUAAGAAAAAAAUACGACAAUGUCAUGAAUAUGAUCCGAAAUUCAAAUCUUUGUGGACAAGCCAUGAUUGCUUAUCUACAACAAAAGGGAUUUCCUGAAGUUGCCCUUCAUUUUGUGAAAGAUGAAAGUACUCGUUUCAAUUUAGCACUCAAUAGUGGGAAUAUUCAGAUAGCAGUUGCUGCGGCGAAGGAGAUAGAUGAGAAGGAUCAUUGGUAUAAACUAGGGGUGGAGGCUCUUCGACAGGGUAAUGCUGGAAUUGUGGAGUAUGCUUACCAAAAAACGAAGAAUUUUGAGAGAUUAUCAUUUCUUUACUUGAUUACUGGGAACAUGGAGAAGCUAUCAAAAAUGCUUAAAAUUGCUGAAGUUAAGAAUGAUGUCAUGGGUCAGUUUCAUAACGCCCUUUAUUUGGGUAAUAUUCGGGAACGUGUUACUAUUUUAGAAAAGGCAGGUCAUUUACAUCUUGCUUACAUUACUGCUUCUGUUCAUGGGCUUCACGAUGUUACUGAACGACUUGCAGCUGAGUUGGGUAACAUUCCCGAGUUGCCUAAGGGCAAGGUACCUUCACUUCUGAUGCCACCAACUCCUGUCACCCGUGGGGGAGAUUGGCCACUUUUGAGGGUCAUGAAAGGAAUCUUUGAGGGCGGUCUUGACAAUGUAAGUAAUAAGGUUGUUGCUGGCGACGAGGAAGAGGAAAAUGAUGGUGAUUGGGGUGAGGAACUGGAUUUAAUUGAUGUGGAUGGUAUUGAAAAUGGGGUUAGUCAAGAAAUCGGUGAAGAUAAUGAAGAAAACGACGAGGAAGGAGGGUGGGAUCUUGAAGAUUUGGAGCUUCCUCCUGAGGCCGACACUCCUAAAGCUUCUAGAAGCUCCCAUUCAUCUGUUUUUGUGGCCCCUACUUCUGGGAUCCCUGUCAGCCAACUUUGGAUUCAAAAAUCCUCACUAGCUGCUGAACAUGUAGCAGCUGGUAACUUUGAUACCGCAAUGAGAUUAUUGCAUCGACAAUUGGGAAUGAAAAACUUUACUCCUUUGAGAUCGUUGUUCAUUGAUCUUCAUUUUGGGUGCCAUUCUUAUCUGAAUGCUUUCCCGUCUGUUCCCGUAUUGUCUAUACCAAUUGAACGGGGUUUGACUGAGUCAACUGCCUCGAGGGGGCCACCUGCACUUGUGUUUAACUUUCCUCAACUGGAAGAGAAAUUAAAAGUGGCUUAUAAAGCCUUUACAUCCGGAAAGUUUUCUGAGGCCCUUCGAGGUUUUUUGAAUAUUCUUCACACAAUUCCUCUUAUUGUGGUUGAGUCAAGACGAGAAGUUGAUGAAGUGAAGGAACUGAUUCUUAUUGUAAAAGAAUACGUUUUGGCUCUACAAAUGGAGCUCAAAAGAAAAGAAAUUAAAGAUAACCCUAUUCGUCAACAAGAGCUUGCUGCUUAUCUUACCCACUGUAAACUUCAAGUUCCACAUCUGAGGCUCGUGUUACUAAAUGCUGUGAAGUUAUCUUACAAUGCAAAGAAUAAUAACACCGCUGUGAAUUUUGCUAGACGGUUUCUAGAGACAAAUCCCACCAAUGAGAAUCAAGCAAAGACAGCAAGACAAGUGUUGCAGGCGGCAGAAAAGAAUCUGAUCGAUUCAUCUAAGCUAAACUAUGAUUUCAGAAAUCCGUUUGUGAUUUGUGGAGCGACUUAUGUUCCCAUUUAUCAUGGGCAGAAAAAAGUUUUGUGCCCAUAUUGCAGCUCCAAUUUUCUACCGAGUGAAGAAGGGAAGUUGUGUAGUGUAUGUGAUCUUUCAGUGAUAGGUCUUGAUGCUUCAGGGUUGUUAUGUUCUCCGUCUCAGGUGAGGUGAUAUGUUACUAAAGUUUUUGAAGUUCAAGCAGCUCUAUACAUAUACAUUUGGUGGUGCAAUCCGGCUGGCAUAAGAUGAGCAAAUGAUGGUAGAUUCUUUCAUGGAUACUUUUACAAGUCUUUGUUGAUAGAGUAGAUCUGUAAGCUCUUCUGACAAGCAAGAUAUUUAACGCCAUUGCUGCACUUAAUUCCUUGGUUUAAUUCUGUUCAUCCCUUUGGAGAAUGCUUUGUUUAUGAUCUUAAGCUGAACCCAUCUUUGUACUAUUAAAUUCAUUUAAGCUUAAGUACUUUUAAUAUAUGAUUUUGAACUGCAAAAUGCCACAUUUACAU